This is a messenger RNA of Solenopsis invicta (red fire ant), 2095 nucleotides long. Its product is annotated as putative fatty acyl-CoA reductase CG5065. Gene Ontology annotation, molecular function: alcohol-forming very long-chain fatty acyl-CoA reductase (NADP+) activity. The record is from RefSeq and is a predicted model, not a curated record. Bases 1 to 1614 code for a protein of 537 amino acids. The transcript is spliced from 8 exons. NCBI's taxonomy places the organism in Eukaryota, Metazoa, Arthropoda, Insecta, Hymenoptera, Formicidae. Gene Ontology annotation, biological process: long-chain fatty-acyl-CoA metabolic process. Gene Ontology annotation, cellular component: peroxisome.
AUGAGUACGACGAACGCACAAACUAAUUCGGGACACGCACACGAUGAAGCUCACUCGAGAGGAAGUACGAUCGACGCAUUUUUCGCCGGCACGGUGAUCCUUUUAACCGGCGCUACGGACUUCUUGGGGAAAGCCCUUCUGGAAAAGCUGCUGCGCUCGUGUCCCGUGGCCGCAAUUUUCGUUCUGAUCCGUCCGAAAAGAAAUAAAUCCAUCGAGCAACGUUUCGAGUCAGUUAUUGCGAGAAAUAUCAACACAGCGUCAGUGGUCGAGUUGGCUAAGACACCCGUAUCGGAGAUUCCCAGAAGUCCCAGGUUGAGGGUUUUUGACAGGAUACAAUCGGAGUUUCCGGACACCUUGAAAAAGAUCUUCCCCGUGAAAGGCGACGUGAGCCUGCCGGAAUUGGGACUCGAACCCGAUGACAGAAAGAUGCUUUUGGAUAAAGUCAACAUAGUGUUCCACAGCGCGGCCACCGUGCGUUUCAACGAGCCGCUGAAAAUCGCCGUUAAUUUGAAUGUGAUGGGCACCGAUCGUAUGUUGGACUUGUGCAGGCGCAUGACAAACCUUAUUAGCGUUAUUCAUGUCAGCACAGCCUACAGUAAUGCUGAUCGACUGGAGAUUGAGGAAUCGAUUUACACUACGGAGGUGAAGCCGCACACGGUGGUCCAUAUGUGUGAAAAUUUGGAUGACGAGACGAUAAAAAUUACAGAAAAGAAAUUGAUCGGGAAACAUCCCAAUACAUAUACAUUCACUAAGAAUUUAGCAGAGCAGAUAGUAAUGAAGAAAGGAAAAAAUUUACCGAUUGCGAUUGUAAGGCCGAGCAUAAUUUGCGCAGCAAACCAAGAUCCAUUUCCCGGAUGGAUUGAUAAUAUCAAUGGUAUUACAGGUAUAAUGACGGCGAUUGCUCAAGGUACUGUUAGAAGUAUCGUGUGCAACGCAAAAUUAAAAAUAGACGUCGUACCGGUUGAUUUCGUCGUUAAUACGAUGAUCUGCGCAUCUUGGUCUAAUUUUGUGCAACGUACCAAAAGGAUCAAGGUUUACAAUUGUACCAGCAGCACAUUGCAUCCUAUUACAUGGAAUGAAUUUGGAUACCUUAUAAAAAAAUACUCUACAGAAUUUCCAUCAAAACACGUGAUGUGGUAUCCAGGUUUCACAUUCAGAACAAACAAAUUUAUUCACGCCAUUGUUAGGGCAACAUUACAUUUUCUGCCUGCCUUCAUCCUAGAUUUGAUAUCAAGAGCCCGAAGCCACAAAUCCAUAAUGCUGAAGUUAACCAAGCGGAUUGACCUCUCCGCCCAAACAGGAGAAUUUUUUUCCACUCAUGAGUGGAUAUGGCGUGUAGAUAAUAUGAUUGCUUUGAUGGAAUUUGCAAGCACACACGAAAGCUGUAGAAACUUUGAAGUGAAUAUUCAAAAUAUGGAUUGGGACAUGUACUUACAACGGUACAUAUUAGGAAUCCGUAAAUAUAUCUUGAAAGAAAAUCUGGACACUUUACCUUAUGCUCGAAGUCGAUUAAAAAAAUUGUACUUGGUGCUUCAAUGCGCAAAAAUACUCGGUUUCGUUGCAUUAUUCGAAAGUUUAAAGUACUUAUGUCGCACAAUAGUAUGGAAAACAUGAAUACAAAAUUUAGUACUACAAUCAGAUAUAGGAUAGUAUUUUUCACAUUUAUUGUUAUAUAAAUUUAACAAUAGAUUUAAUGCGUAUAAGGAGUUAAGUAUACCACCGUUGGGAAAAUAUUCCAAUGUUCAAAAGUAUGUAAUAUCCGCAGCCUCGAGCAGAGAAGUGGAAAGAAAGCGGUGGAGAGGACGAAAGAGAAGUGCAAGGGUUGUAGAAGGAAGGGUUAAGGAAUGCCGGUUAAGGAAUGUCGGUCAAAGGAGGUGACAUACUUUUCAUGCAAGACGAAGGGGCAUUUUCAAUCCGACUGUCCGAAUAAGGGAAAGGAGCAGUCGUCGAAGGCAGCAGAGGCGUUAUUGUGAAACGAAAUUUAUUUAAUCUUUGCAAAAUGUAUUAUAUUAUUAUUCGAUAUCAUCAAAGAUUAAUCUUUAUUAAGAAUUUGUAACAAAGACCAAAUAAACAAGCAAACAAAUGGUUAAUUUAA